UCAAGAUUAGCGAGUAUGGAGAAGAGCGCAUAUUUCGAGAGUGUAAAUCGUUUAAAUGUAUUCGUGAAUUUUCUCGCUGGUCAUUUUUUGCCGCUCAGCGAUGACCUAAAAAAGUUAGACUUCCUCAGCAUUUUAUGGAUGAUGUUCGCGUGGUCAAUAAAAAUCGUAUACUUAACGAGCUGUGCUUUGGGCACUUUGCAUUUUGCCAACCUCACGGCAGACCAAGCUUUCAAAAAAUCCGGUGCAAUCGCGGUGCUCACUACUGAAAUAUUGAUCCCUCUUUUUUAUCUUAAUAUUCGACGAAGUGAUCUCCACAUAUUGAUCAAGAAUUACAAUCUCAUUCUCAUCGAAUGCGAUGAUUUGAGAGAGUGUGUUUGUCAGACGGUGAAACAUUACAAUGCGGGCCUUAGCUUUUACUUGGUUGCAGGCCUCCUGGCUGCAAUCCUUUUCCCAGCAGCACCAAUUUUUCGAAUCUUCGAGAGUGAACAAUUCACGUACGCCGAUUUUACGUUACCUGCUUAUUUGCCUGGUGAACCAUUCGGGAGGGGUGUUUUCGCAGCCGGUGUUGCUAUACAAGUUGUCGGUGGUUGCGCCAUACAUGUUGGAGCGAUCGCUAUAUAUCUCUAUGUCAUUCAUUACAUAGCCGUAUUGGUGGGUCAAUAUAAAUACGUUCGCAUACGAAUAGCCGAAGCAUUGAGUGAAAAGGACGGUCGAAGGGACGACUUGUCUGUAAUAACUGCCCUUCGUGAUUGCGUUGAACAUCAUUCCGCCGUCAUUAAAGUCGGGCAAAGGCUCAUCGAAGUAUUGGCGUUUCAUAUUGGCGUAACGUACAUCACUUGCAUAAUGGAAUUCUGUUUUCUAGCCUACGGAGUAAUAACAUUCGAGAAUGCUGUCGUCGAAAAGUUCACCUACAUCGCUUACAUAUUUUGCCGUAUAUUGCUGGUAUUCAUGCUCUGCUCCAGCAUUCAAGAAUUGGUCGAUGCAAGCACGUCUGUUACGGAUGACGCAUUUCACGAAAAUUGGUACACUCGGAGUAUGACCGUACAGAAAACCUUUUACAUUAUUCAACUCAGCAACCAAAUAGAAUGUCGUAUCAGCGCUUAUCGAAUCGUUGAUCUCGUCGUUCCAACGUUGGCAUUGAUUCUGAGCAAGUCCUACUCAGUGUGUUUGCUUCUACUUAACGUCAACUAA
Venturia canescens is the source of this 1191-nucleotide messenger RNA. RefSeq names its product putative odorant receptor 85d. Bases 16 to 1191 code for a protein of 391 amino acids. Gene Ontology annotation, biological process: sensory perception of smell; detection of chemical stimulus involved in sensory perception of smell. The record is from RefSeq and is a predicted model, not a curated record. Lineage: Eukaryota; Metazoa; Arthropoda; Insecta; Hymenoptera; Ichneumonidae. The transcript is spliced from 5 exons. Gene Ontology annotation, molecular function: olfactory receptor activity; odorant binding. Gene Ontology annotation, cellular component: plasma membrane.